Messenger RNA from Iphiclides podalirius (scarce swallowtail), 1449 nucleotides. The record is from the annotation of a GenBank genome assembly. NCBI's taxonomy places the organism in Eukaryota, Metazoa, Arthropoda, Insecta, Lepidoptera, Papilionidae.
AUGACGGAACCAAAGGCAGAUAUUGCUCUCAUUGGCUUGGCUGUUAUGGGUCAAAAUCUCAUUCUCAAUAUGGAUUCCAAAGGCUUUGUAGUAUGUGCAUAUAACAGAACAGUGGAAAAGGUAGAUCAUUUUCUUGCAAAUGAGGCCAAGGGGACCAAAAUAAUUGGAGCAAAAUCACUAGAAGACAUGGUGCAAAAAUUAAAAAAGCCAAGAAAAGUAAUGUUAUUAGUUAAGGCGGGUUCGGCAGUGGAUGCAUUUGUUAAUAAAUUGGUGCCAUUGCUGGACAAAGGUGAUAUUAUAAUUGAUGGUGGUAAUUCCCAGUACACCGACACACAACGUUGGUGUAAAGAGUUGUCCCCUACUGGAAUUUUGUACAUUGGAAUGGGAGUGAGUGGUGGUGAAGAUGGGGCACGUUAUGGACCAUCUCUUAUGCCGGGUGGUCAUCCUGAGGCAUGGCCUGCUGUUAAGCCAAUAUUCCAAGCUAUAUGUGCCAAAGCGAAUGACGAACCAUGCUGUGAUUGGGUUGGUGAAGGUGGGGCUGGCCAUUUUGUCAAAAUGGUUCAUAAUGGCAUUGAAUAUGGUGAUAUGCAGCUCAUCAGUGAAGCUUAUCACUUAAUGAAGGAUGUCCUUAACCUAGAACAAAGCGAAAUUGCCAAAGUGUUUACUGAGUGGAACAAAGGGGAGUUGGAUUCAUUCUUGAUUGAAAUAACUUCGGAUAUUUUAAAAUUCAAAGACUCUGAUAAUCAGUAUUUGUUACCCAAGAUUCGCGAUGCUGCGGGACAAAAGGGUACAGGCAAGUGGACUGUGAUCAGUUCACUAGAAUAUGGAGUUCCUGUAACACUAAUUGGAGAGGCUGUUUUUGCUCGUUGUCUUUCUUCAUUGAAAGAUGAACGUGUAAGAGCAAGUAAGAUUCUUUCAAAGUCAGCAAUUAAUUUUGAUGGCAAUAAGACUGAAUUUAUUGAAAAUCUCCGCAAAGCUCUAUAUGCUAGCAAGGUCAUCUCCUAUGCACAAGGAUUUAUGCUGCUAAGAGAGGCUGCUGAGGUUAAUAACUGGCAUUUGAACUAUGGCAGUAUUGCUCUCAUGUGGCGUGGUGGCUGCAUCAUUAGGAGUGCCUUUUUGGGCAACAUCAAGGAAGCAUUCACGAAAAAUCCGGCACUGAGCAACUUAUUGUUAGACCCAUAUUUCUCCAAGCAAGUGUCUGCUUCUCAAAUGUCUUUGCGGCAUGUCGUGGCUCAGGCUGCGUUGUCUGGUGUACCUGCACCAACAUUCUCUGCUGCGUUGGCCUUCUAUGACGGCUAUCGCUCUGAAGUAUUGCCUGCUAAUUUACUUCAGGCUCAACGUGACUACUUCGGGGCUCAUACAUACGAGCUACUUACAAAACCUGGUGAAUAUGUGCACACCAACUGGACCGGCCAUGGAGGAAAUGUCUCAGCAUCCACAUAUACUAAC